AAAUUUAAUUAAUUUGCUGUUGAAACGGACUUCCAAAUGUAAUUUGUGUACUUUUUUGAAAACUCGUCUUUGUAAUAUCAUACGGAAAUUCAGAAUAAAUGAGGAGGAAACGCGUACACCCCGAGCGAAAAAUGAGUUUAGACAACAAUUGCUUUGAUCUGGCUAAUUUAAUUUUCCUGCGAAUGUGUUAAACGUGGGAGGCAGUCAAAAAAGAGAUUUCCGAUUUUGUGUGGCAAAUUAAAAUUUAAAUGAAAACGAAUCAGGCACACGCACAUGCAAAAACAAAAAAGGAGCAGAAGAAGAAGGACAAUAGAUUACAAUAUCCUGGGGCGAGGCAAAAAGCCGCACGAGCAACAACGGCAGCAUCAGCAACCGGCAGCAUCAGCAACCGGCAGCAGCAGGAGCAGGAUAUACAGGGCCAGCUGGCCGGGGCAUGCGCCUGGGUGGGAUGCGGGUCGUCUCCGGGCUGAUGGCUGCCUGCCAGCAGCAGCAGCAGAAGCAGCAGCAGCAGCAUCGGCAGCUACGGCAGCCGACAGCGGCGUCCGACCAUCAGCCCAACAGUUUCCGCUUGCUGACUGCCAGUGAGCAGCAAGCAUCAUGCAGCACGGCCAGAGAACGGGAGAACGAGAGGCGAUGCUGCCGAGUGGCUGGGUCGUGGAGUCGUCCCUGUACGAUGCCGAACACGCGCGCAGAGCGCACACAAGCACACACAAGCACACAAUACAGCAUACAAAAACAAAAACAAAGACCCGAAACAGAUACGGCAGCCGCUGGUAGUUGGCAUCAGCCAAUCGGAGCGCUUCGUUGGGCAGCAGGUAGGCGUGUACGUAUCUGCCAUUUCCAAAUAAAUUCAACCCCGACAACAACAAUAACAACAGCGAGCGACGACGACGGCAAAAAGGCAGCUGCUGUUGGUUCGCUUCAAAACCGGUCGACGACGCCGCAGUUGCAUUCAGUUAUUAACGAGCGCUACUCACAGCUACAGCAACAGCAGCAGCAGCCACAGCAGCAGAAGCAGCAGCAGCAGCCACAGCAGAAGUCACUUCACUCAAUGCACACACACAAGCACAUACACACGCACGCAUACACGCUAUCAGUUGAACAGAGUGGAUAAGU
Messenger RNA from Drosophila mojavensis, 1116 nucleotides. RefSeq names its product transcription activator MSS11-like. Bases 434 to 1114 code for a protein of 226 amino acids. The transcript has a single exon. The record is from RefSeq and is a predicted model, not a curated record. Lineage: Eukaryota; Metazoa; Arthropoda; Insecta; Diptera; Drosophilidae.